CCCUAGGAAUCUGUCCACUGUCCAGCAUGUUUCCAUAGUUGAUAACUAUGAAACUUACAAUUCUAGUGUACGAUGCAAAUCUAAGCCGUCUAAUUCCAAUCAUCUUAUCCCCAUCAUUAUUGUUAUUUUUAUUUAUGAAUAUACCCACCAUUUUCACAAAAACACACACAAACAGGAUAUAUCAAAUAUGACAUGACACCAGCAAAGCCACAAUUCCAUCCGAGUUUGUCGUAGACAAAUGGAUUCGAAUAUGAUCCGAUUAUCAGCACCGUUUACGCUGAAACACACUGUUUUGAGCAAAUCCCGUAAUUCCUAUUCUCUCCAUUCGCUCCCUGCCUCAAGGAACUCUAAGAGGUUAAUCAGUUUCAAGCUGGGAAGCAUCAGAAACGACGCUGCUUUCGACGAGGCUGCUUUCGAGGCCGAGAGGCUCAGCCUCGACGCCAAGGCUCGGGAAGCCAUGGCCGAGGCUUCGAAGAGUGAGACUAGUAGUACAAGUACUAGCCAGAAUGAAGACGACCCGAAAGCUUGGAAAUGGGUGAUCAGAAAGAGGAUUUGGGAUUUGAUGGAGGCCCGAAAUGUUGCCCAGAAUCCCCGACCCGUUCACCACCGCAUCCCCAAUUUCGUCGGCGCUUCAAUGGCUGCCCAAAAAUUGGGUGGGUUGGAAGAGUUCCGGGUCGCCAAGUGUGUUAAGGUUAACCCGGAUUCGCCCCAGAAACAAGUCAGGUUUCUCACACUUUCUGGUGGGAGAAAGUUGUUAACUCCUCAGCCCCGAUUAAGGACAGGGUUUUUCUCUGUCGUUGAAUCCCAUAUGUUACCAACUCAAAGUAGCAUGAACGAGGCCUGCACCUCUGUCGGUGUUGCCAAGUAUGGCCGGCCCAUUGGGCUUGAUGAAAAGAUUAAGGUGGAUCUAAUCAUAAUCGGCUCAGUUGCUGUUGACCCAACGACAGGUGCUCGACUUGGCAAGGGUGAGGGAUUUGCAGAACUUGAGUAUGGGAUGCUGCGAUGCAUGGGAGCCAUUGAUGACUCAACGCCAGUUGUGACAUCUGUGCAUGAUUGCCAAUUGGUAGAUGAUAUUCCAGUUGAGAAACUGUUAAUCCAUGAUGUCCCAGUAGACAUCAUAUGCACUCCCACCCAGGUCAUUUAUACCAGCACAUCCAUUCCAAAGCCUCAAGGGAUUUAUUGGGACAAGUUGUCACCUGAGAAGCUAGGACAAAUUCGAGUGCUCAGGGAGCUGAAGAGCAGAAUAGAACGAGAGACUGGAGAGAAGCUUCCUUGUGGUCCGUCUGAGAAAUUGCCCCCCACAGCUCGACGGAGGCGCUAAUUUGUUUUAACUCUCAAGUGAAUGAAGGUAAGGAAGAACUUAAAAGGAAGCUGAGAAAGCAUAACUUAAUCUCAAAGAAGUGAAGUUAUGUUUGUGUUAUUUCAGAUGUGACGAAUGAGCCACCUUUAUUUUGAUUCAAUUACAUAUACACAUUGAUUUAUAUAUUUUUUCUCAUAAGAGAAUUCGGUUAUA
Molecule: messenger RNA, 1513 nt
Organism: Corylus avellana
Lineage: Eukaryota; Viridiplantae; Streptophyta; Magnoliopsida; Fagales; Betulaceae
Product: NagB/RpiA/CoA transferase-like superfamily protein
Cellular component (GO): cytoplasm
Source: RefSeq, a predicted model, not a curated record